UGUAGAUAGUCCAGGAGUUCUGUUGGAUAGACAGUCAAUUGGCAGCAACCCUCUCGCUCUCUUUUUUCUCUCUCCCUGUACCUUCUCUCUCUCAAGAGAACGAGCUGGGAUAUAAAGCUCUCACUGGAAAAUUUCUCUGUGUUUUUUUAGUGGUUCUGAGCACCUGCCCGUGUCAAAAUGAGUGACACUCUGCUGGAUGAUGGGUCCUUCAUGUUCACUUCGGAGUCUGUUGGAGAGGGACAUCCAGACAAGAUCUGUGAUCAGAUCAGUGAUGCUGUCCUGGAUGCUCACCUGAAGCAGGACCCAAAUGCCAAGGUCGCCUGUGAGACGGUUUGUAAGACUGGCAUGGUGCUGCUGUGUGGAGAGAUCACGUCCCGGGCCAAUGUAGACUACCAGAAGGUUGUCAGAGACACCAUACAACACAUCGGUUACGACAACUCAGACAAAGGUUUUGACUAUAAGACGUGUAAUGUGUUGGUGGCUCUGGAGCAGCAGAGUCCAGACAUCGCUCAGGGUGUCCACAUCGACAGGAAAGAGGAAGACAUGGGAGCUGGAGACCAGGGUCUGAUGUUUGGCUACGCUACUGACGAGACAGAGGAGUGCAUGCCUCUCACCAUCGUUUUGGCUCACAAACUCAAUUCCAAGAUGGCCGAACUCAGACGCAACGGAACCAUCCCCUGGCUCCGCCCCGACUCUAAAACACAAGUGACAGUACACUAUGAGCAGGAGCACGGGGCAGUGAUCCCUAUAAGGGUCCACACCGUGGUCAUCUCUGUUCAACACGAUGACUUCAUAGGCCUGGAGGAACAGAAGGAGGUGCUCAAGGAGAAGGUGAUCAAGGUAGUGGUUCCGGCUAAGUACCUGGAUGAUAAGACCAUCUACCAUCUUCAGCCCAGUGGACGCUUCGUCAUCGGAGGACCCCAGGGUGAUGCUGGAGUGACGGGUAGGAAGAUCAUCGUUGAUACGUACGGAGGCUGGGGGGCCCAUGGUGGGGGAGCUUUCUCUGGUAAAGACUUCUCCAAGGUGGAUCGCUCUGCUGCCUAUGCUGCCCGCUGGGUGGCCAAGUCCCUGGUCAAGGCCAAACUGUGCAGGAGGGUGCUGGUUCAGGUAUCCUACGCUAUCGGAGUGGCUCACCCUCUGUCCAUCUCCGUGUUCACCUACGGCUCGUCACAAAAGUCCGAGAGAGAGCUGCUGCAGAUCGUAAACAAGAACUUUGACCUACGACCUGGUGUCAUUGUCCGGGAACUGAACCUGAAGAGGCCAAUCUACCAGAAGACAGCGUGCUACGGCCACUUUGGCCGGAGUGAGUUUACCUGGGAAGUCCCCAAGGAGCUCAACUACUAAACAUCUCCCCCUGGUGGUCAAGUAUAUAACAAACUCUUAAACACCCUCGUGGUCAAAUAUAUAACAAGCUCUUAAACAACAUAUAACGACGAUCCCUCCCAGAGAUAGGAAACAGGCCCCAUCUACAGGCUACAACCACAAAUGGUUCUGCUUUUUCAUUGGCUAGUGUUGAGGUUAAGGUUUAGGAUUAGGGUGAAGGGAUAUGUUUUUGGUUAGUGCUAAACAAUCAUUUAUGUGAUUGUAGCCCAUAGAGGGGUUUGUUUGGUAAUGCUUCUUAUCUUGAAUAAGAGGGGUACAACUUAUAGAGGGGAAUCUCUAUUCUCCCUCUCUCUCUCUCUCUCUCUCUCUCUCUCUCUCUCUCUCUCUCUCUCUCUCUCUUCCAUCUCUUUUUCUAUCACA
Molecule: messenger RNA, 1743 nt
Organism: Oncorhynchus gorbuscha (pink salmon)
Lineage: Eukaryota; Metazoa; Chordata; Actinopteri; Salmoniformes; Salmonidae
Product: S-adenosylmethionine synthase-like
Exons: 9
Coding region: 178-1344 (388 amino acids)
Biological process (GO): S-adenosylmethionine biosynthetic process
Cellular component (GO): cytosol
Molecular function (GO): ATP binding; methionine adenosyltransferase activity
Source: RefSeq, a predicted model, not a curated record